GUUGCUCCGCAGGCAAGUUCGGUUCCGCGCGGUCCACUGGCACCGUCAGGCUUCAACACACACGCGUCGUUUUGUCAUAUUUUUACAACAGCAGCACAAACUUGACAAUGUGACACUUUUGUAUUUGCCGGGGAACCAUAUUUUGGUUACACCGUCGCUGCAUCAGACCGGAAACUGGAGAAAACAACAUUCCUGCAGAGCUCGAGCCAGAAUUGGUUCAUUCUCCCACUGACAACAUUAUGGAAGAAGAAGAAGGCCCUGCAGAUGGCAAGGUGGACACCCUCUGUUCUGCAGAAACCUACGCAGCCGAGGCUAUGGCUGCAGAUAUGGAUCCCUGGAUAGUUUUUGACUCCAGGAGAACUCCCAGGUCUGAGUUUGACGACUGGCUGGAGACUAACAGACCCUCACAGGUGUCCAGGUUUGGCGAUGAGGAAGGUGGUGUGAGCCCGGUGGGCUGGAUUGCAGUGUUGGGCCCUGGCCACUGCCCGGGCAGUGGGGACGUUAUGGGCCUUCAGGAGUGCUGGGAGAAACUUUUGUCCAGUGGCCGCUCCGUCACCUUCCAGACGGUGAAGGAGCUGGCUCUGAACCACAACGUGCUCUCGGGUAAAUGGCUGAUGCACCUGGACUCUGGCUUCAAGUUGGACCACGCAUGGGAGUGUGUGGCCCGAGCAACCCUGGAGGGCAAGAUCUCCAGUGUUAAAGUGAGCCCCUUUGAUCCCAAGUCCGAAGGCAAGCAGGUCAUAUGCUCCUACAACCAGAACUUCACGGACGAGAGCGAGGUUAUACGGAUGGACUCUGUCAUUCGGGCCACAGGGGUGAAAUGCCCCCUCUCCUACAAGCCAGAUGUUUACACAUACCUGGGGAUCUACAGAAACAAUCGCUGGAAGCUUUGCCCUACCAUUUACGAGAGCAAGUUUGACCUGGAGUGUGUGCCCCGGCGCUCCCACAUUGUCAACAAAAUCACCAACCUUGAAGUGACAUAAACUGGAGGCGUUUUAGAAGAAGGCUGUUGUAAAGAUGUGACUAAACUUCAAACUCAUGUUCUUCCAUUUUUGAAAAUUAUCAUUUUGAUGCCGUCAUAUUUUCUAAGUUUAACAGGUGACCUGA
Molecule: messenger RNA, 1107 nt
Organism: Nematolebias whitei (Rio pearlfish)
Lineage: Eukaryota; Metazoa; Chordata; Actinopteri; Cyprinodontiformes; Rivulidae
Gene: c1h11orf68
Product: chromosome 1 C11orf68 homolog
Exons: 3
Coding region: 240-983 (247 amino acids)
Source: RefSeq, a predicted model, not a curated record